Messenger RNA from Triticum turgidum subsp. durum (durum wheat), 1785 nucleotides. The record is from the annotation of a GenBank genome assembly. Lineage: Eukaryota; Viridiplantae; Streptophyta; Magnoliopsida; Poales; Poaceae.
AUGGCGGCCGCGAAGGCAGAUGCAAAGGCGGAACCAACCGCCACAGGCGGCGGCGGCGGCGGCGGCGGCGGCUCGUUCACCGAGGAGAGGCUAUCCGAGAAGCUCAAUAAGCUCAGCAGCUCAGCGGCGAGCAUCCAGACACUUUCGAAUUGGUGCAUAUUUCAUCGAAAGAGAGCCAGAAGGGUUGUUGAUACAUGGCAGAGGCAGUUUAAUAAUGCAACAACCGAUAAGAAAGUAUCAUUCCUGUAUCUGUCAAAUGACAUCCUGCAAAACAGCAAACGCAAGGGAGGAGAAUUUGUGAAUGAGUUCUGGAGGGUUCUUCCUGGGUUACUGAAAGAUUUCUACGAAAAUGGGGGACAAGAUGGAAAGAAAGUAGUGGCAAGAUUAAUAGGGAUUUGGGACGAGCGGAAGGUUUUUGGAACACGGAGUGAAAGUCUGAAGGACAUUCUUGGUGACAAUCCUCCUGCAUUAAAUAGCAACAGCACUACUUCAAAUCCUACCUCCAAGCCCUCUUCAGUUUCGAAAUCUUCUCAGAGGGAUUCCAGUCCAAUAAUAAAAAAACUGACUGUUAGCGGGAUGCCUGAAAAGAUUAUAACCGCAUACCAAUCUGUACUUGAUCAAUAUUUUGACGAAGACACAGCUUUAAACAAAUGUAAGAUUACAGUGGGUGUUUUGGAGAAGAUGAAUAAAGAUGUAGAUGAGGCUUGUACUAAUGAUAUCCAGCAAGUGUCGUCGCUGAUAUCCAACCUUCAAGAACAGGAAGCAAUCCUGAAGCAGUGCAUUGAGCAACUUGAAAGUGUUGAUGCGGCAAGGAUAACCCUGAUCAGUAACCUAAAAGAAGCCCUUAGUGAAGAGGAAAAAAAGUCGGAGCUUCUUCGCAAUCAGUUGCAAGUUGCUCGAGCAGAGGCUGAACAUGCCGUGCAACUAAGACAACGAUUUGGUGGUGCCCAUGCCAUUAAUGGGGCAUGGUCUAGUUCUAGUACGCUCAUGACCACUAUCCCGUCAGAGCAGACUGCUGCGAUGAUGCAGAAUGCAGCAAUAAGCCCAAUAACUCCCCAGUUUCAACCACCACAUCCAGCAAUCCCGCUUUCCGCCACAGCCAGUGCUGCAGAUGAUGAGCCCAAGAAAACGGCAGCAGCUAUGGCAGAUAAACUUGCAUCUUUGGCAUCUCCGGAGCAGGUGCUCUCCUCCAUUUUGGCCUCCCUUGCUGCAGAACAAGCUGCUUCCAUGAAUGGCGGCCCGCCUUCCGUAGAGCUCUCGGAAGGGCCUCCAGGCUUCCAGAUACCAAAGAGGCCUAGAAUCGAGAAUCCUACGCAAACCGGUGAUAUGGGUGCUCCCCCUUUCUUUGGGCAAUUGCUGCAGGCACAGCAGAAUGGAGCAGCGCCUACUUCUCUUGGAGGCAUGCAGUCAUCGAUGCAGGCAAAUCAAGCACUGGGCGCAUUUGCACCACUUCCCCCUCCACUGCCACCUAUGCUGCCGCCACUUCUGCAGCAAUUCAGUCAAAAUGGUGGAGGAAUGUUCGGAAUGGGACCUUUUGGGAUGCUGGCCAGCUCUAUGCCACCUCCACUGCCGAACAUGCUACCUCCAGGUUUUCCAAGACCAAGUGGGCCGCCACCUCCACCUCCUCUUUCACCAGCCCAGAAUCAGAGUCAGACCCAGCAGCAGCAGCAAUCUCCACAGGCACCGCAGCAAUCCCCAACAUCAACUGGUUUCUUUCCAACACCAGGCAUUGGUUUCUUCCCUCCGGUUCAGAUGCAGCAAUCACCGUCGGUCCAGCGGCAAUGA